AUGACUGGCAGCCGUCCAAGAUCAAGUUUGCAGAGAAGGAAUCGGUGUGCCCAUUUGAGAAGGAGGUGGAAGUCUCGAAGUUGCUCGUCUUCCGUCCUGCUGGUUCGACGAAGGCUCAAGAGCGCCCGCCAGUUAAGCGCCACACGGGACCACUUCGGUCGAUUCUUCGGGUUCGACUGCCUUCCCGCCCGACGCAAGAGAACGCUCCUCAGCCUAAUGCAGAGGAUUCAACUUCGGCUCCGCCUACGGUCCACGCAAGUGGAAGACCUGCAAUCGAUCCGAUUGUUGUGCCUUCCGAGCGUCCUUCACUGA
Phytophthora nicotianae INRA-310 is the source of this 312-nucleotide messenger RNA. RefSeq lists its product as hypothetical. The transcript has a single exon. Lineage: Eukaryota; Oomycota; Peronosporomycetes; Peronosporales; Peronosporaceae. Bases 1 to 312 code for a protein of 103 amino acids. The record is from RefSeq and is a predicted model, not a curated record.